Molecule: messenger RNA, 834 nt
Organism: Aspergillus alliaceus
Lineage: Eukaryota; Fungi; Ascomycota; Eurotiomycetes; Eurotiales; Aspergillaceae
Exons: 2
Coding region: 1-834 (277 amino acids)
Source: RefSeq, a predicted model, not a curated record
AUGUCUCAACAAAGUACAGAUUUUUCAGCCUGGGACCUCGGUUUCAGUCUUGCACCGUUUGUCUCUGGAGAUGCAGGAAGGUUGUUGUCAGAAUAUGCCAAAAUACCGCCUGAAAAAAUCGAGGGCCAUAUAAGAGCCAUAGCAAAACGAGGAUGGGACAAGUUACAUUACCCUUGCUUUAAGAUGUGCUUGUUUUUGCACUUUGACCUAGCCCAGUCUCCAAUAUACGAUGAAAUACUGUCCCGUGUGAAGAAUGGUAGUGUGGUUUUUGACUUGGGUUGUGGCUUAGGUCAAGAUAUACGCCGCCUUGUUUAUGACGGUGCACCGCCAGAAAAUAUUAUUGGUCUUGAUCUUUAUCAGGAAUACAUUGAUCUCGGGUUCGAACUUUUCCAUGACCGAGACAGACUGAGUUCAACUACCUUUAUCGCCCAAGAUUUCUUUGACUAUCGUCUCAAUCUGAUGCAAUGGGCCAAUCGCCACAAGGUUGUUAAUUCUGGCUACUUCAUGCAUUUAUGGAAUUGGGAUGGCCAGGUUAAAGUGGCAAAGCGCAUUCUCAAGUCAUUGUGUUUGCAAAAGGAUGAUAUCAUUACCGGAGUGCAUUUUGGGAGUGCGGAGACUGGGAUUUGGAAAGAGGACCCUAUUAGCAAAGAUCCUAUGUACCGUCAUAACUCUAAAACCUUCUCCAGGCUUUGGGAGCAAGUUGGAAGAGAGACCAAAACACGUUGGGCAGUCUGGUCCACAAUGGAACAUGACAAGUACCUUGUGAAACUGGACCCCAACGGCCUUCGUCUCCGAUGGUAUGUCAGGUUCCUGGGCGAAGAAUCCAAGAUAUAA